CACGCUCAAAACGGCUCCUGCUUUCUUCUUCCCUUCUCUAUUUCAUAUUUUAUUCUGCGCAAACCUUCGCCGGCUUUCUUCUUUUCCCCUGCAAAUCACUGCCUUCAAGCCAUCAAUCUUAUUCCUCUGCUGCGGGCUGAUCUUCUCUUCUCUCUCAUCGUCCGAGUCUCGCCCUCCGCUAUUCAGGGUCGUCUACGUGGCGCCAACCAGUGCAUCAGUGCUUGGGAAAGAGUGGACGUUGGUGGGGUUAAAAGAACGGAAGGGCACCAUGACUGAGGAAGCUCAUUUGUCUGUAGCAGAGAAAGGUCUUAGGAAGAGGAGAGUAGGAAGAAAGAAGAGUGCUAAGGCGAAGAAAUUAAAGGUGUUUCCAGAUGCUGCAGAGAAGGUUAAAAUAAAUAAGAAGAUGAAAAAACUCUUCCGGAAGAGGGCACGCGAUUACAAUUCAGAUGAUGAGUCAGGCCCUGGGGUCAGACAUGAACAAGCAUUUCCAGGUGAUGAUAUGAAGGUGGAAAGUGGGGAUUCUUCUGAUGGAGAAAGAGUUGAUGGGGAAGAUGUAGAUACAUGCAAAGGAGAAUAUGAAGGAGAAGAAGAUGAUGAAAUCCAGUCUGGAAUUAUAAAGUUCACAGAAGGUUCUAAUGCAUUCAAAGCGGCUUUCAAGAGCAUCAUAAAGAAGAGUAAAGCUGAUGAUGCAUUGGGACCUGUUCUAUCAGCACACAAACAGCUCAUUGCACAGAAGCUGGCUGAAGAGGAAGCUGAAACAAAAGUCAAAGGAGAGGCAAAGAAGGAAAAACAUUUGAUGGCAGAGAAGGGACACGUGAAGCCCACCAAUUAUUUAGAUUCCCAUGAAAAGUUUCUAAUAGGUGUUGCCACAAAAGGAGUGGUCAAGCUAUUUAAUGCUGUUAACAAGGCACAGACAGCUCAGAAAGGAUUGAAUCCUUCAAGGAACAAAGAUGCAAAAGUAAUAAAGAAGCGGAGAAAAGAAGCCUUCUUUUCAGACUUAGGCAAGACACCAUUGCCAGCCACUGAUGCUCUCACCAAGGGCCGUGCAACUCCUGGCUCAAUAAAUGAUGAAGAGCCUGCUUGGGCUCCAUUACGUGAUAACUACAUGCUAACAAAUCCUAAAUUAAAAGACUGGGAUAAAAAGCAGGAUUCAACCACACCAGAUGAUAUAGGAAGAAUGUCCGAGGGUGGCAGUUCAGAUGAUGAUUGAUCUUCUAGAGGAAUAAACUAGACUAGUAUAUAAUGAUUAAUCUUAAGAUUGUUGUAGCUGAUUGUCUGGAAAGUGUGCAUCUUUACCAGGGAAAUUGAUGCGGAGAGAAGGAAUUUUCCUUGUCCUUUUUCUCCUAUAUUACAUAAUGGUUUUUGUUAUUGUUAAAAAUGCAACUUCCAAAUGAAAAUGAUUAUUUGAUUCCU
Messenger RNA from Carica papaya (papaya), 1413 nucleotides. Its product is annotated as Rrp15p protein. Gene Ontology annotation, biological process: maturation of 5.8S rRNA; maturation of LSU-rRNA. NCBI's taxonomy places the organism in Eukaryota, Viridiplantae, Streptophyta, Magnoliopsida, Brassicales, Caricaceae. Gene Ontology annotation, cellular component: preribosome, large subunit precursor. The record is from RefSeq and is a predicted model, not a curated record.